CCGGCCUGUUGCUGUACAGGCUGCUGCUGCUGCCCUCGCCCGCCUCGUCGCUACAUCGGCUGCUGCUGUUGCUGCUAUUCAUCCUCCUUCAUAGCAGCUGGCAACAAGACGAAUCAUCCACAUUUCUGUGAGCGGCGAUUCGGCUCAGAUAUGUCCGAGGAAGUUGUAGAAACGAGGACGUCAGACGACCAACAGGAAAUGGAGGACAAAGUAGUCAGUCCAGAGAAAGCAGAGGAGGCCAAACUGAAGGCCAGGUAUCCCACCCUUGGAGCCAAGCCUGGAGGCUCAGACUUUCUCAGGAAAAGACUUCAAAAAGGGCAAAAGUACUUUGACUCUGGGGACUACAACAUGGCUAAGGCAAAAAUGAAGAAUAAACAGUUGCCUUCAGCCCCGACAGAGAAGACGGAGAUCACAGGAGACCACAUCCCUACACCUCAGGACCUGCCUCAAAGAAAGACUUCAAUUGUGGCCAGCAAACUGGCUGGUUGAUGCUUUUAUAUUCACUGAAUUAUUUACCAUUCCAACUCCCAUUUCAUAUCUACCUGCCAUUUAUGUUUGUUUGUUUUUCACCUUAGUAUGUAUUCUCUAAGAACAAGUUGUGUAUUAAGCCAAAUAUUUGAGAAAAAUUGGAAGGAUUUGGAGUUGAGUCCAACAAAUCAAUAGCAGGAAAAUAUUUAUCGAGCUCAUUGUAUAAAUAUAAAUGGAUGUUAAUCUUAUUUUCACUGAACAUUUUUAGGAUCUAUGUCUUUGUACAAAUGCCUGUCUAACUAAAGCUGAUUAACCUGUGAGGAGCAUCUGUCUUCAUAACCACAAACAAAUCUUUUUGGUUAUUAUUGAAACAAAAAUACUUAUGACUUAUAACCAUAGAAAAGAUGUUAUCAGUGAUUGCAUUGAUGUAUGUGUGAAAUCAAAGUUAAAUUUACAGGUAAUAUUUCAGUUUGAAACUUGAACUUUUCACCUGCUCAUCUGCAGGCAUGGCUAUUUAGUGCAAAGUGAAGUACUUGCACUGUAUUGUUUUUUCAAAUUUGUCUCUUCCUCUUUCCCCUUGUGAAGCAGUUUGAUAAUGUGCCCGCUAAGCACUGAAGAUUAGAUCACACACGUUUUGUAACCGAUGUGUUUUAAUUCAUUUUAGUAACUUUGGUUUGCCAAGACUUGCUGCUGGUUCCCAUCUCAUCAGACCUCGAAAAUGGCCUUAAAAGUAAUGAACUGUUCCUCUUGAGCAAUAUUUGCUCCCUCAGUGAGAAUCUUAGUUGUGAAUCUUGCCUGAAAUGUCUGUCACUGUUUGACUGGAAUCACUUAGGAUUUUAUGAAAAGAAACUUCAUUGACAUGUCUGGAGUGUGCAUGUGCAUUUACUGUGCAUUCACACUGUGCCAUUUGUUUUGUAAAUAAAAUAGUUUUGCAUAAUAAUCUCA
Messenger RNA from Solea solea (common sole), 1413 nucleotides. It is a transcript of the gene arpp19b, whose product is annotated as cAMP-regulated phosphoprotein 19b. Gene Ontology annotation, cellular component: cytoplasm. Gene Ontology annotation, molecular function: protein phosphatase inhibitor activity. The transcript is spliced from 3 exons. The coding region runs from base 151 to 489 and encodes 112 amino acids. The record is from RefSeq and is a predicted model, not a curated record. NCBI's taxonomy places the organism in Eukaryota, Metazoa, Chordata, Actinopteri, Pleuronectiformes, Soleidae.